AUGGGUAACCAGAUGAGCGUUCCACAGAGAGUUGAAGACCAAGAAAGUGAAUCAGAAGCGGACACUUACAAGGUGACAUGGGACAGUGAGUGUGGUCAGAAUGGUUCGGCGGUGAUCGUGUCCACCCACACUGUUCAACACUACGAUGAAGUCGAUCUGGGAAUAAGCAUGAAGACGGAUAAUGUGGCCACUUCUUCCCCCGAGACAAUGGACAUAAGUGCUGCGGCCAAUGCCAACGGAAAGAAUCUUGGGAAAGAGGCCAAACCCGAAGCACCAGCUGCUAAAUCUCGUUUUUUCUUGACGCUCUCUCGGCCUGUACCAGGACGUCCCGGAGACCAAGGCUGGGAUUCAUCCCCGGGAUCAGCGAAGCCUGAUGUCAGCCCCAGUAAAGCGCCACUGAACAAAGACCCGAGUGAGAGCGUGGCGCUUCCUGGGGCAGCUGCACCAGGGCCCAACGCGCAUAAAACCCCAGAGCAGACCCCAGCCAAGGACGAGGCCCUCUCUGCCACCUGGGCUCCAGCGCCUGCCCCACCUGAGUCAGGGGAAACAGCCCCCUCCAAGCCCAAGGACUUUAGCUUUUUCGAGAAAUUCUUCAAACUGGACAAGGGACGGGAAAAGGCACCAAGUGACAACCAACAGGAAGCCAAGAGGACAGAGCACGAAGACGGGGCCGAGGAGACUCCUGGAUUAUCCGAGCCGCCUGCUGGAGUCCCUGCAGCAGAGGACAUAGCUGCUGGUAAGGAAGAAGAAGGAGAAGAAAUUGGAACUUUGAGUUGCUCUGUUCCUGGCGACCCAGAAGAACCAGAGGUUGCAUUGGCAGACUCCCAGACAGCAGACACAACUGAGAUUAACAGUCCCAUCAUGAGUUUCUUUAAAACCCUGGUUUCACCCAACAAGGCGGAAACAAAAAAAGAUCCAGAAGACACGGCAUCCAAAGCAGAAAGUGUGUGUGACGGACACGCUGGUCAGAAGACAUCCGAGAUCCAGGCCAAAGGCACCAAGAAAAAGCACCUGGAUAGCCCCAGGCUAGGACUCGCCUUUAGAAAGCUCUUUAGGCAUAAGGGUGCCGAGAAAUCACCCACCACCUCCCCGGACCUCAAGAAAGACACAGCAAACUCCGUGCCCUCGGGGACCCCCCGGGCAGCCAAGAAUCCUAAAGGCUGCAGCCCGUCAGCUCCCCCGCAGCCUGAGACACUGGCAGAGACUGCAAAGGAAGGCACCAGGGAGAAGGCAGGACCCACGUCUCUGCCUCUGGGCAAGCUCUUCUGGAAAAAGUCAGUAAAAGAGGAUUCAGGCCCCACAGCCCCCACAGGUGCAGAGGAGAAUGUAGUAUGUGAAGCAGCAGUAGAGGUAACAGAGUCGGAGGAAGUAGAGUCAGCCUCGCGGACAGUGGAUCUCAGUGGAGAAGAGGGUGCGCCUGAAGAUGCAGAGGUCAAACCCAAAAGAGAAGAAAGGAAGCCACCGAGAACCUCCUUCAUGGCGUUUCUCAGACAAAUGUCAGUGAAAGGGGAUGGAGGGAUCACCGACUCAGAAGAAAUAAAUGGGAAAGAUUCCAGCUACCAAACCUCCAACUCCACGGAGAAGGCCAUCACGCCACCAGAGCCGGAACCCGCGGGAGCAGCCCCGAAGGGCAAAGAGGGCUCCUCGAAGGACAAGAAGUCAGCUGCCGAGAUGAGCAAGCGCAAGAAUAGCAAGCAGGAAGCCGCGGCAACCGCCCAGUGCACAGAGCAGGCCGUGGUGGAUGGAAACUCGCUGCAGAAUGGGGACAAGGCCCAGAAGAGACCUGAGAAGCGGCAGCAAUCCCUUGGAGGCUUCUUCAAAGGCCUGGGACCCAAGCGGAUGUCGGAUGCUCAAGUGCAAACAGACCCUGUGUCCAUCGGCCCCGUCGGCAAAUCCAAGUAAUCAAAUCUCCACGGUGCCCUCCGGGUUCUCAUCCCCCAUCUCCUCACCAGACAGACUCCAUGUACAUAGCUUUCCUUCGGAUGCCCGCCCAGUGAAAUCCUGCCUACAGAGACAGCCCGGGCUGCGAUUGUAUGUUGUGGGGCAUGGUUUUUGUCUCAGGUCCAGUCUUUCUGGCAAACAACAGUCGAGGUGUUUUAGCAGGUGGACUAGGCAGGUCAGAGGGGUUGAGGAGGGGGUUGGCAUGCGUUUUGGUUCAGUUUGAUAAAUGGUGGAGGCAGGUGAAGUGACGGAAGAAACACGCCAGUGAGAAGGAAUGGAGUUCUGUGCUGGACGCACACUCGCACCCUCAG
Molecule: messenger RNA, 2252 nt
Organism: Lepus europaeus (European hare)
Lineage: Eukaryota; Metazoa; Chordata; Mammalia; Lagomorpha; Leporidae
Gene: BCAS1
Product: brain enriched myelin associated protein 1
Exons: 12
Coding region: 1-1902 (633 amino acids)
Biological process (GO): myelination
Source: RefSeq, a predicted model, not a curated record